GCCGCCCCUCUCCAGAGCCUCUACCCCCGGCCUAUCAGCCUGCAGCGCUGGUGGAGCCCAGCUCCGGGAAGAGGCGCUCACCCGGUCCCCCCUGAUUGGACAGCAGCGAAGUCCCACCGGGCGCCUCCGCGGCUUAAAACCGAAACGGGGGCGAGUGGGCGGUAGAGCCCGCCCCCUGCGCACCGCGGCUGGGAGGGAGAGGAGGUGGGAGAGAAGGAAGAGGCGGAGGAGGCAGCGGGCUCCGAGGCUCUGGGACUCGCAGGCAGGCCGGACCGACGCGCAGAGCCGGGAGCCGCAUCGCAGCUGCAGCGGCGGGCUCGGGCGGGCCUCGGGGGUGGUUCGCCCGCAUGAGCAUCCGCCCACCCGGCGAGCCCCCGAGCCCAGGCGGCGCGGCCAUGGCCGAGCUCAAGUCGCUGUCGGGGGACGCGUACCUGGCACUGAGCCACGGCUACGCGGCGGCGGCUGCGGGUCUCGCCUACGGGGCGGCGCGAGGUCCCGAAGCGGCCCACGGCUACGGCGCUCCGGGCCCGGGCGGCGAUCUACCAGCGGUGCCCGCACCUGGCGCCCCAGCUCCGGCGGCGGAGAGCAGCGGCGAACAGAGCGGCGACGAGGACGACGCCUUCGAGCAGCGGCGGCGGCGGCGCGGGCCGGGGGGCGCUGGGGACGGACGGCGGCGGCCGCGAGAGCAGCGGUCCCUGCGGCUCAGCAUCAACGCGCGCGAGCGGCGGCGCAUGCACGACCUAAACGACGCGCUGGACGGGCUGCGGGCAGUCAUCCCCUACGCGCACAGCCCGUCGGUGCGCAAGCUCUCCAAGAUCGCCACGCUGCUGCUCGCCAAGAACUACAUCCUCAUGCAGGCGCAGGCUCUGGACGAGAUGCGGCGCCUGGUGGCCUUCCUCAACCAGGGCCAGGGCCUGGCUGCGCCCGUGGCCGCCGCGCCCUUGACGCCCUUCGGCCAGGCCACCGUGUGCCCCUUCUCGGCGGGCGCCGCGCUGGGGCCCUGCCCUGACAAGUGCGCCGCCUUCUCCGGGACGCCCUCCGCCCUUUGCAAACACUGUCACGAGAAGCCGUGACCGCGCGGACCCGCGCCCCUCCCGCACGCGUCCUCCGAUCUCCCCUGUGACUGUCGCUCUGCCCGGACAGGAAAGGCCUGGAGGGACCCUGCAGACAGGGAGGAGGCGGCCCGACCUCGC
This is a messenger RNA of Chlorocebus sabaeus (green monkey), 1193 nucleotides long. RefSeq names its product basic helix-loop-helix family member e23 (gene BHLHE23). Gene Ontology annotation, biological process: positive regulation of transcription by RNA polymerase II; sensory organ development; axon development. NCBI's taxonomy places the organism in Eukaryota, Metazoa, Chordata, Mammalia, Primates, Cercopithecidae. The record is from RefSeq and is a predicted model, not a curated record. Gene Ontology annotation, cellular component: nucleus. Gene Ontology annotation, molecular function: protein dimerization activity; DNA-binding transcription factor activity, RNA polymerase II-specific; E-box binding.